AUGGACUGUCACAUUGACUCGCUCGUUUUUCACGCCAAAAUCGCCAAAAUCGUCGACAGCAUCUCUCGCAAGGUCUACUCUCUCCACCGCGUGCCCAAGCCAGCGCGUCUCGCACCAGCCCAGACAUUCGGCCAGAAGCUGUAUGCCUGGCGAGAGGAACUGCCACCUCAUCUUGGAGCAAUACGGCCCCUCAGUCUGAUACCCUCGUUUCGACGACAGUCCAUGGGUCUGAAACUGUCAUAUGCUCAUGCGCUGAUGCAUGCCAAUCGGCCCUUUCUAAUGGGGGCCGAUCGCACAGAAGAGGAGGAGAAAAGCACGAUAGUCUGCAUCAACGCAGCAAAGCUCGCACUAGACACUGUGGACAGCGUUGUAGGCGACACAAUCAUGUUCCACGCCUUUUGGUGGACGCCAUACGUGACCUUUUGCGCCUUGACAAAUGUCUACGUCUGGGAAAUCCAAAAGGGAGCGAGUAAUGCUGACAACCCAUAA
This is a messenger RNA of Emericellopsis cladophorae, 489 nucleotides long. RefSeq names its product fungal specific transcription factor domain-containing protein. The transcript has a single exon. NCBI's taxonomy places the organism in Eukaryota, Fungi, Ascomycota, Sordariomycetes, Hypocreales, Bionectriaceae. Bases 1 to 489 code for a protein of 162 amino acids. Gene Ontology annotation, molecular function: sequence-specific DNA binding. The record is from RefSeq and is a predicted model, not a curated record. Gene Ontology annotation, biological process: positive regulation of transcription by RNA polymerase II. Gene Ontology annotation, cellular component: nucleus.